Messenger RNA from Hyla sarda, 2087 nucleotides. It is a transcript of the gene TAT, whose product is annotated as tyrosine aminotransferase. Gene Ontology annotation, biological process: aromatic amino acid catabolic process; biosynthetic process. The record is from RefSeq and is a predicted model, not a curated record. The transcript is spliced from 12 exons. Lineage: Eukaryota; Metazoa; Chordata; Amphibia; Anura; Hylidae. Gene Ontology annotation, molecular function: L-tyrosine:2-oxoglutarate transaminase activity; pyridoxal phosphate binding. The coding region runs from base 137 to 1507 and encodes 456 amino acids.
AUUUUUUGGGACUAUUUUUACGGACAGUUGGUGCCUAUUCUGUGAUUCCUCCUGACAGCUGUGUGAUAGAUUUCGAGAGGCAAAAGAAUUCCUUAUCCCUGGACAAUUUUCACUUGACAGGUACCACAUACAGAAAAUGCAGACAGAUUCCUACAUCAUCCAGGUGAAUGGUUCUCCUGUCCACCCUAAAGUCCUCGAUGUUCAUGUUAAUAUUCAGAAGUCUAAUAAUUUUGAAAAUAUCAAAAGUCGAAAGCCAAGAUGGGCUGUGAGAGCAUCAGAAAUGUCAAAAAAGACGUUCAAUCCUAUAAGAGCCAUUGUGGACUCUAUGAAAGCCAAGCCUCAUCCUAACAAGCAAAUGAUUGCCUUAUCUAUAGGUGACCCCACAAUAUUUGGGAACCUGCCUACUGAUGAUGCAGUCAUUCGAGCCAUGAAAGAUGCCAUUGACUCUCAGAAGUAUAAUGGCUAUGCUCCAAGUAUAGGAUAUCAAUCUAGCCGAGAAGUAAUUGCCAAGUUCUACACUUGCCCUGAAGCCCCUUUGGAAGCCAAAGAUGUCAUCCUCACAAGUGGCUGUAGCCAAGCUAUUGAGUUGGCGCUUGCCGUUUUGGCCAAUCCAGGACAGAACAUCUUGGUCCCACGUCCCGGAUUCUCUCUCUACAAGACACUGGCUUUGUCUCUGGGGGUGGAAGUCAAACUCUACAAUUUGAUACCAGAAAAGUCCUGGGAGAUUGAUUUAAAACACAUGGAAUCUCUAGUGGAUGACAAGACUGCCUGCAUCAUCAUUAACAAUCCAUCCAAUCCCUGCGGAUCCGUGUUCAGCAAGAAACAUUUGCAAAAAAUCCUUGCCGUGGCCUCUAGGCAGUGUGUACCCAUCUUGGCUGAUGAAAUAUAUGGUGAUAUGGUUUUUGAGUAUGGGGCAUUUCAGGCAUUAGCCCCACUGAGUACUAAUGUACCAAUCCUGUCAUGUGGUGGUCUUGCUAAACGCUGGUUGGUGCCAGGAUGGAGAAUGGGGUGGAUCCUUUUCCAUGAUCGAAAAGACAUUUUUGGAAAGGAGAUCCGAGAAGGACUUGUGAGACUGAGUCAAAGGAUCCUUGGACCAUGUACCAUCGUUCAGGGAGCUCUGGAUCACAUCAUGAAAAGGACCCCUCAGCAUUUUUAUGAAAACACCAUAAAUUUUAUUAAGUCUAAUGCUGACCUAUGCUACAAUACGCUAUCCUCUGUCCCUGGACUUUGCCCUGUGCGACCAGCAGGAGCCAUGUAUUUAAUGGUCGGUAUUGACAUGGAACACUUCCCAGAAUUUGAGAGCGAUGUGGAUUUCACAGAAAGAAUGAUCUCUGAACAGUCAGUCUUCUGCCUCCCUGCUACAUGCUUUGAAUAUCCUAACUACUUCCGGGUGGUCCUCACAGUUCCUGAGGACAUGAUGGUUGAGGCCUGCCUGCGUAUCCGUGAAUUCUGCACAGAGCAUUAUCAAGGUGGAGAUGCCAUGCAGGACCUGGAAUGUGACAAAUGAGCAGCGAGCCGAAAUCUUCACUGUGUGAAAUUCCUCAAUAACUCCACCAUGGCCUCCUAAGCCCAAAACGGGCAACAUACUUCCAGCUAUACUCCAUGUCCAACUAUAUAUCCUGUUUUCUGUAUGUUUUGUUGUCUCUGACAAUACACAAUCUUUCCUGUUCCUGACAUAGCAGUAUAGUAUUUACUAAUAUGGGCCCAAAGAUGUGGAAAGGGCCUGUAUAGAAAUGUACUCGUAUUACUACAGGCAAACGUUUUAUUUUUGUAUGUCCUGUUAUUUAUUAUUAUUAUCAUAUGAUUGCAUUUUAGUCAAAUUGCACCAGAGUUGUCACCCACCUUUUCUUCAUUCCUGAAUGGUAAACCUGCCCUAUUAUGCAAUGAGAGAUCCUUUUGCAUCCAUAACUAGGUAAACUCAGUCGGAAAGAUUUGUGACAACCGCUGUGUACAUUAUAAUGUGAGUAAUAUUGGUUACUUUUUUACUGUCUAUAAUAUUCCAAACUGGGGAGAUAGGAGUAGAGCAACAGAAAACCAUUGGUUUCUAACUUAAUCAUUAAAGACCUGAAAUGUAAAAAAAAAGAGAA